CCGUGCCCAGAUGUGGCCCUUCUCGAAUCCGCCGCCGCCACAAGCGGCCGCGGCAGCGCAGUUCAUGGCGGGAACAGGGUACAGUUUUGCGAUGGAUCAGUACAGAGGAGGUGCAUUCCAACUGGGUUCGAUCUUCACGCAGCCGCAACCGACGCAGACUCUAGGGUUAGGGAUGUCGGAUUCAAACCUGGGGAUGUUAGCGGCGAUGAACGCUGCCUACGCAAGACCCGGACCAAACGAAACUGCAAAAGCAAACGGUGAUCACACGAACAACAAAGCGGUGGAGCAGAGCGAGCAAACACAGCCACAGCAGAGUGGUCUAGAUGAGGAUGAUGAGGAUGACGAUUCGAAUAGCUCAGAGUAAUGUUAUGAAGCAUCACUUUGGUAAGAAUUCCAUGAAAUUCGGUUUUUUUUCUUAAAUUCUUUAUUUUUGGUUCAUUUUGAAGUGCUGUUUGUGUGUUUUUUUUUGUUUUUGGAAUUUGUGUGCUUUAGUGUUAUUUUAGUUCAGAUUUGUAUGAAAAUUUUGUUAGGUUUGGUCCAAAUGGUACUCGAGGUAGGUAAUGUGGACACAGAGAAAUCUUGUUUGUAUAGGAACCGAAUUUGAUUA
Tarenaya hassleriana is the source of this 607-nucleotide messenger RNA. Its product is annotated as transcription factor TCP8-like. Lineage: Eukaryota; Viridiplantae; Streptophyta; Magnoliopsida; Brassicales; Cleomaceae. Bases 11 to 364 code for a protein of 117 amino acids. The record is from RefSeq and is a predicted model, not a curated record. The transcript has a single exon.